Messenger RNA from Manduca sexta (tobacco hornworm), 1077 nucleotides. Its product is annotated as zinc finger protein OZF-like. The record is from RefSeq and is a predicted model, not a curated record. NCBI's taxonomy places the organism in Eukaryota, Metazoa, Arthropoda, Insecta, Lepidoptera, Sphingidae. The transcript has a single exon. Bases 1 to 1077 code for a protein of 358 amino acids.
AUGUCAGAGACUCGACGCAAAUACGAACUUACUAAGCUUCUCGUCAUCAUUCUAGAAAAUUCUACCAUAAUGCCAUUCACCUGGUACUGCAAUAAAUACACGUGUUUUUAUUGUCGUUGUCAUUUCGUUGAAAGUGAAAAACUUAAGCAACACAUGAGGGAGGAACACGAAGAUACCAAAGUGACCCGGAUAUUUCGUAGUCUCCUCGGCAUUUACCGGGUCAAAUUGGACAUCACUGACAUAAGUUGUAAGCUGUGUCCAAAGCCGAUGCAAAGUUUUGAUGAGUUUUUAGAUCACAUUUCCGAUCAACACGAUAUGCAGUUCAACAAAGAAAUCAGUCGGUGCAUCUUUACUUUCAAGCUGAGAGACGACGAAAUGUCUUGUUGCGAGUGCGGUGAAAAGUUUCGUUUCUUCAGCUCGCUACUAAAACACGCGCACAAGUACCACAACAAAUCCGGUACUUUCGUAUGUGAGUUCUGUGGACAAGGAUUUGUCAAUAAAACUAAUGUCGAUGGUCACAUUAGAAACGUCCAUUUAUCCAAGGAACUGAACUGUGAUAAAUGCGGGAAAAACUUUUCUAACAUCACCGCGUUAAAGACCCACAUUGACCGAGAGCACACACAGCGGAUGAAAUGUCCCAAAUGUCCCGAAGUCUUAGGCAGCAAAUAUUUAAAACAGCGCCAUUUAGCGCUUGUCCAUGAUGUUAAGUCGUAUCAGUUCAGUUGCGAUCAGUGCCCUCAAGUGUUUACCAAAAACAGCAGUUUGGUGCAGCACAAAUCAAGGGUCCAUUUAAAAGAAAAGACGAUGACUUGUGAGAUAUGCGGGUUUAAAGUAUUUAAUAAGGAGCUAUUGAAGCGACACAUGGUGAAACAUGACGAUACUAGGCCUUAUGAAUGCGAAUUUUGUAAGAAAGCGUUCCAAAGAAAAAAGACACUAGAACUUCAUAUCAGGAUACAUACGAAUGAUAAAAGAUAUGUGUGCAAAGAGUGCGGCAAAGCGUUUGUCCAGGUCACCAGCUUAAAGCUGCAUGUUAGAGUACAUCACCCUAGUACAAAUGAGCAUGAAUCUUGGAGCUAG